CCCGUGAUUUCGGUGCCGCCGCCCAACGGUUGGCUCGCCGCGCGCAUGCAGCAGAAUGGCUCGAGCGGUCCCAACGGUUCUAACGGGUCUAACGGUUCUUCUGAGGGGAGCGGCGGUGGCAGGGAGCGGCAGGAGCGGCAGGAGCGGCAGGAGCGGCAGCAGGCUCCGUCAUUCAGCCCGCUGCCCGCCGCCACUACUCGGGUGAGGCGCUUCAUCCAGGAGAGGCGGGCGCUGCCUCUACCCAGGGUGACGGUGGUUUUCUCGGCCGCGGGGGACACCGAGAAACCUGGCGAUGCCAUGUCCGGCAGCUCUGGCUCCACUACGGCUGCCGAGGCCGAGUUCAGAAAACCGGCCUCCCCGACGCCGAGCUUCGCCCUCAGCAAGACGCUCCGCUCCGCGUUCAACACACCGGAGCAGGAGUUCCCAGAGGUCAUCUCUCUGAACGUCGGGGGCACGUACUUCACGACCCGCCUGUCCACGCUGCGGCGGCACGAGGACACCAUGUUGGCCGCCAUGUUCAGCGGACGCCACUACAUCCCUCGAGAUGUUGAGGGACGAUACUUCAUAGAUCGGGACGGAACAUACUUUGGGGACAUCUUGAACUUCCUGCGGGAGGGGGAGCUGCCCCACAGAGAGCGGGUGCGGGCGGUGCACAAAGAGGCGCAGUACUACGCCCUCGGCCCGCUGCUCGACAGCCUGGAGGAGACGCAGCCGCUCACAGGGGAGAGGGUUCGACAAGCCUUCCUGGACCUGAUGCCCUACUACAGAGACAAUCUGGAGCGCAUAGUGGAGAUCGCCAAACUGAGGGCCAUGCAGAAGAAAGCUCGUUUUGCCAAGUUGAAGAUCUGCGUGUACAAAGAGGAGAUGCCCAUCACGCCGUACGAGCGUCCGCUGUUUAACUCUCUGCGUUUCGAGCGCUCGGACAGCGAGGCCAAGCUGUUCGAGCAUCACUGCGAGGUGGACGUUUCCUUCGGGCCCUGGGAGGCGGUGGCGGACGUUUACGACCUGCUGCACUGCAUCGUGAGCGACCUGUCGGAGCGCGGCAUCACGGCGGAGCAGCAGUGCAUCGGCGUCUGUGACAAACACCUGAUCAACCACUACUACUGCAAGAGGCCCAUCUACGAGUUCAAGAUCACGUGGUGGUGAGGCUGCAGCGACUCAGAGCGCGGAUGGGACCAAAGGGCAACAAGGGAGGAUGUUCAAUUUUUACUAUGACUCGGCCGAUAUUGGUUUUUGUAUUGAAGUCGCCAAUAUUUUGUGCUGAUAUCUUAAAAUGUGACCCUUUUUAAAACCAACAUGUAAGUAUUCCCCAAAAAUAUUCUAAUUUAUUAUUUAUCAAAGUGAAGAAAACAAACAAUCUCAGUUUUUAUUUAUUAUGACACCUAGCUAUUAUUAAUGUGGUCUUAUACAACAAUCCUGACUUAGAUCAUGAAUCAAGAACUGAUAAAGUUACCUUCAUAAAGAAGGAGUUAUUGCAAGACCGUAGUUUUGAUAUCACCAAUAUUUUGAGCUGAUAUCCGUAAAAUGUGAGCCUUUUGAAAACCAACAUGUAAGUAUUCUGCGCUUAAUCAAAACAUAUUCUAAUUUAUUAUGAAGAAAGAAGUGAAGAAGUGAAGAAAACAAACAAUCUCAGUUGUAAUUUAUUAUGACACCUAGUUAUUAUUAAGUAAGCGGGAUAAAGUGCAGCG
This is a messenger RNA of Trematomus bernacchii (emerald rockcod), 1688 nucleotides long. It is a transcript of the gene kctd7, whose product is annotated as potassium channel tetramerization domain containing 7. Gene Ontology annotation, molecular function: protein binding. The transcript has 4 exons. Lineage: Eukaryota; Metazoa; Chordata; Actinopteri; Perciformes; Nototheniidae. The record is from RefSeq and is a predicted model, not a curated record. Bases 46 to 1146 code for a protein of 366 amino acids. Gene Ontology annotation, biological process: protein homooligomerization.